AUAACGGACAGCUGACUUCAGGAGUGUAACGCUGACGAGAAAACGUCAGCAACUGUCAGUUGUUCUGCCCUUGUGAGCUUUUUUGGGGGACAACUUUUGGACACGUGCCCCGCGGAGAUAUUUGUCCUGGACGCCGAAGAGCGCGGAGACCGCAGUUGAAGAGGCGCAUUUCUCGCCACGAUGCGUUUCGUAUGAUUGCUGUUAGAGGAGCCAAAAAGAAACACGAGGGGAAUAUUUUUUCUACGGACCUUUCGCAAAUGUAAAGGAAAAGCCGGGGCGCAGAAUAAUGGAUGCGUGUCUGAAGCUACUCAGACAAGAGCUGGGCAGGGCAAGGCCUCCAAUUGGCAGAGAGCUGCAUAUAGCGGUGAUAGACUUAGCCUUGGAAAGGUGAGAAGACCAGAGGCUGACAGCACUCCCAGAGGAGAGAGAGAAAACCCCUCAGUCAAAGCUUGUGCAGGCUGUCCAUGACAGAAGCUGGUGAUGGGCUUCAUGAUCAGAUGCUCUCCAUGAUGGGUGCUCUGCAAGAACUCAAACUCCUCCAAGUCCAAACUGCACUUGAGCAACUGGAGCUCUCUGGGAAAUCUAGAGCAACAUCUCAAGCACCAGCCAAUUCCGAGGAACAGCGAUGCAACAUAUUUAAGGUUGCUAGGAGGCAAGAAAAACAGGGACAUCCCCAGAACCCCCACAGCUGCAUCACCGGAACUUCACCAUCCGCAUCCAGCAUGGGGAGUGAAAGCACAGCUUUACCCAGGAGGAUCUCUGGAUGGUCCACUCCACGGGUGGAAUACUGCAGCCCCAGUGUGUGCCAACCGUCCAUGGAUCAGCACGCCAAAGGACAGAACUCGAUCCAACCAUCAGAACUAUCACCAGCAGAUCUGUCUGGGAUUCUCCACAGCCUGUCCCGAGAAGGUCCAUCACUGGACAACAACUACACAGAGGACAGCUUUGACAGAUCCCGCGACUGGACCUCUACCCUCAUGAGCUGCAGCCGUAAUCGUCAGCCUCUAGUUCUGGGAGACAACGUUCUUGCCGACCUGGUGGGCAACUGGCUGGACCUGCCCGACCUGGAGAAAGAAGCGGAGUUUGGACUCUGUGGAUCAGACUGUCCGACUUGUCCUCUCCAAUUGGGCCGACCGCAAGAGCUCAGCAAGAGGUUCUCGCUGACCGGCAACCUCUUCAAGAAGCUCCUGCGUAGUGUGAGACCUGAUCGGGAGAAACUACUGAAGCAGAAACCAGGCUGGAUGCCACCGCGUAGUGACAGAGAGGCAGAACUCGUCAAACGACCCAAGAAAGCAGCCAAGGCAAAGGGCAGCUUCUACCUGCCAUUCUGGAGUGGAUCUCAGCAAGCAAAAGGGAGUGCCUUCCACCAGCCGCCAGAUGACAAAACCCACUUCUUAGAACUCUACAUAGACGGGAAGCUUGGAGAGCCAAUGGAAAAGGUUCAGCCUUUGUUUGACUACAGCACAGCCGUUUGGGUGUAGCAGGGCUUCUAUGGAGAAUUGAAAACAGCUAAAAAUUGUGUACAAUUUUCAGACUAAAAUUUAAUUUGAAUGUUAUACCUGACAAUCUGAUAGAGCUUUCAGGGUGUAAAAAUUUUUCCUCUCAUGUAUACCAACUGCCUGCAUUUAACCAAUUUAACUAAUUUAACUAAUAGACCUUUUAUGCCAAGCUUUCAAUCCAAAAGAGGCUUGUCAUGUUAAUUACCCAUGUUAUUUAACCAGUUAACGUUGUUAAUUAACCAUGUCUAGCCCUGUUAAAAUUGACCCAAGCACUGGUGCAAAGGAGUCUACGAGCUGGACAUAAGGCCACAUGGGACACUUAGUGGAAAAAAAAAAUCAUAGAAAAAGCAUAAAAAUCAUAAAACAUUAAGUAGCUGGCUUUGUAGCUAGCCGGUUAAAAUGUUAGAAAUUGUGGUUAUAUUUAAUCUGAAUGCUAAUUUAAUUCAGCUGGAUUUUGUUUUAAAGAAAUUACAUUCACAUGUAUUCAUUUGGCAUAUGCAUUUAUCCAGUGGCCUAUAACUGGAGCUAAAUAAGAUGCAAGCAUAGUGCUGAAUAUAGGAGUUGAUUUUAAUACCAGUGCUGUUACAGCCAACCAAGGUUUCCCUAAGCCAUCAGAUACAAAUGCGUCACGGUUAUAGAAAGUCUGACCGUUAUGAGUGAGGAUUAGGGUUUACUACUGUGCGGUGCAAAGGUGCUAUAAGAUACAUGACAAUCAGAGCAAGAUUUGGGUAAAAAAAAACAAAAAAACAGUCAUACAGUGUGUGUGAAAAUGGCUCAACGUGGGUCAAUGAUUUGGUGUUACAGUCAUGCAAAAUUGAAAUACCAGGCCUUGAUAUCAUAAGAAGUUACUCCUGACUGGUACUAUAAAACUGCUUGGUACAUGUUUACAUUUGGGUCUGUUUUCUGAGGUUGUGGUACACACAUCGAGAGUGAGACAUUUUGGGAACGUCUGUCUUCACACGUUUACACAAGCCACUGUCUUUAGUACCUGGGGGCUCCAGAACCACUUGUUAAUCCACAGCAGACUCCACUUUUGACAUCACGUGUGCUCAUAUGAAGAUAAGAGCUUUCUGAGGAGGAAGCAGGACUGGGAAAUGCACAAAUGUUUAUAUCAACCCGGUGACCCUGCUCUCGGCAAUAUAAAUCAUAACAGAAACAGCAUUCCACGAGUAUAUGCUCUGAUAAAAGCCAGUGAUCACAUCUGACCCGUUCACUGUAAUCUCUAUUUAAAAGCAGAUUAUAACACCUGAGGACAAUUUUAUCCUACAUUAUCCUUUUUUAAUCCUAAUAACUGAUAGUAUUGGGAAUAAGAGGCUAGAUGUAAGCAGUCUAUUUCUCAGUCAGCAGAAGGUGAAGGGCUCAUCUUGGCCAAAAAAAAAAAAAUCAAUCACAGUUCAAAAAUGACUCCUAAUCCUGAGUUAUUAGUCUUAUUCCUCAGCACGGGAUCUUUGGACUAUAUCAUGCACGCAUCAUUUCAGAAAGUUCACUAAAAUGCUAUGACUUUAUAGGCUCUGUUUGAAGUCAUGGUUAAAGCACAAAGAACCUAAGAUUAUUAACACAAGAGUACAUGGAGAGGAAAAUCAUCAGAGAGGAUUUUGUAGCCAAACACUGAAAGUAAGCAAAGACAUGAUGUAAAACUGUUAAAUGCCAAAACCGAAGAGCCAUUCUGAGUUCUGAGGUUUAUAAGGAACUUGCCAAACAGUUCUGUUUCAUAAUUAGAGAGUACUUCCUUUCGAAAUAUUUGUAGGUUAGAGUUUAAUUUUGCUGGGCGAAGUUAACCUAAGCAUCAGAGCUCCAUAAAAUGAAAUGCUGUUUUGUGUUUAUUUUGUGUGGUAUUUGCUGUGUGUUAUUUUUAAUGAUUUCUUGAAGUUGUUCUGUGAUACUGGAACAUUACAGCUGUAUCCCAAGAGC
This is a messenger RNA of Electrophorus electricus (electric eel), 3410 nucleotides long. RefSeq names its product PAK4-inhibitor INKA2-like. The record is from RefSeq and is a predicted model, not a curated record. Gene Ontology annotation, cellular component: nucleus. Lineage: Eukaryota; Metazoa; Chordata; Actinopteri; Gymnotiformes; Gymnotidae. Gene Ontology annotation, molecular function: protein serine/threonine kinase inhibitor activity; protein kinase binding.